CGAAGGAGCGGCCUCUUGUCCGCCGUCCGCCGUCCGCCGUCCGCCGUCCGCCGUCAGCCGUCCGCCGUCAGCCGUCUGAGUCCUUCAAGCUCAGGCAUGUUCUUCAAUGCUUUACCUUUUUUUUUCUCUCUCUCUCUUAAUCGAAGGAGGGGCUUCCUCUUCUUCGGCCGUCGUUCUAGUCCUCCCUCGCUAAGUUGUUUGCUAUGGAGCACGGUUCUCUGUCGGAUUUGAGCGCCUCAACAUUCUCCUUGAUGGAUGAGGACCAUACGCUAGCAAACUCCGUCAGAUUCACGCUAAAUCAAGAUCCAAGGGUGGUAUUUUGUGGGUACAGUAUUCCACAUCCUUCUGACAACAAGGUCAAUAUAAGAGUUCAAACCACAGGUGAUCCAGCAAAAGAUGUGCUAAAGGAUGCAUUGGAGAAUUUGACCCAGAUGUGCCAACAUGUUCGCUCCACAUUCGGGAAGACAGUAGACGAUUUUAAAGUAAAAAAUCAGUGAUCAUGAAGAUUGAUGAUGAAUACAUUUAUCUCUUUGUUUCCUCCUUUUCCUAGUUGUAGUGUUAAAUUAAUGAUCUAAAACAUGGAAUGCGUAUUAGAACUUAAAUCAAUUUUAUUUUUUGCCUCUGCA
Messenger RNA from Zingiber officinale, 626 nucleotides. Its product is annotated as DNA-directed RNA polymerases I and III subunit RPAC2-like. NCBI's taxonomy places the organism in Eukaryota, Viridiplantae, Streptophyta, Magnoliopsida, Zingiberales, Zingiberaceae. Gene Ontology annotation, molecular function: DNA-directed RNA polymerase activity; DNA binding; protein dimerization activity. The record is from RefSeq and is a predicted model, not a curated record. Gene Ontology annotation, biological process: DNA-templated transcription. The coding region runs from base 204 to 497 and encodes 97 amino acids. Gene Ontology annotation, cellular component: RNA polymerase III complex; RNA polymerase I complex. The transcript has 4 exons.